Messenger RNA from Phycomyces blakesleeanus NRRL 1555(-), 405 nucleotides. RefSeq lists its product as hypothetical. Bases 1 to 405 code for a protein of 134 amino acids. The record is from RefSeq and is a predicted model, not a curated record. Lineage: Eukaryota; Fungi; Mucoromycota; Mucoromycetes; Mucorales; Phycomycetaceae. The transcript has 5 exons.
AUGCUAUAUUCCUAUCAAUCGAUAAUAUGGCUCGAGCUCUUUUCUCUGAGAAUUAAAGAAGUUCUUAUCACAUAUGAUCUAAUAGAAAGUGUCUUUGUCAUGACAAUCAUUAGAAUGGCGAAUGAUUCAAAGAAGAAGGAAAUGAACCCAAUUACUGGACAAACCCCAAAAAUUGAGAGGCCGUUACUAGUCCUUUUGGUCUUUAUUAUCGAUGGAUUUCUCAGAAAACAGUUUCGUGGCGCGACAGUGCAUUUAACCGGAGCGUAUCAUCUGAAGGUGAAUCUGGCACAUCAUUGCCACACUUUUACAAGUUAUCUUGAUUUGAGUACACCCGAAAGACUGACACUUAAUGACCAGAAUAUACAUAUUGACAAAGCCUUUAAAAAUAUAGAGGGUCAAAGUUAA